Molecule: messenger RNA, 681 nt
Organism: Beauveria bassiana ARSEF 2860
Lineage: Eukaryota; Fungi; Ascomycota; Sordariomycetes; Hypocreales; Cordycipitaceae
Exons: 1
Coding region: 1-681 (226 amino acids)
Source: RefSeq, a predicted model, not a curated record
AUGUCUGAAGCCAACGAACUGGGGCUCCUCCCGAACCGGCCCAUGCUAGAAGUACUGAGUGACCAGUUCUUACUCAAUGUCAUAGCCUUACUUCCAAUUAUCGCCUAUCCCUUUCUGCCCUCGGUCGGUCGGUCUGGGGUCCGGUGCGAACUUUUCCUCAUCUGGUCUGCGGUGGUCCCUUGGACCCUCAUCUUGGCCAUGCGAUUUUAUUUCGAAGGGCCAAUACUUGAAGUCGAGGAGUACUUCAUGUGGCUGACCUAUGUACUCGCGAUGGCUGGCAUUCAGGGACUUCGUGUGCCGUCCGACCGUCUCCCGAAGCCGACAGACUUCAACCUCGCCGCGGGAUUGCUACAGUGCUCUGUAAUCUUUGGUUUGAUCAACUUUUUCAGCAACGACAUCUCCUUGCUCACACCCACGUGGAUUGGUUGGCUAUCACGCCUUCUCUAUUUUCUAAUCGCCUUUAUUUUCAUCUUGGGUGUCCCUUUCUUCGUUUUCCUGUCUUGGGACGCGCCGACAGCCUUUCUCAAGUUUACAACGCGUCAGGUCCCUGAGUGGUUUUGGCUACCAGAGAAUGGCGCCGUGCGUGAUUUUGCGCCUGCAUGGAGCAUUCUCCUUGCGAUCGCUGUGGUGAUAGCACCUUUAGUGCUGAGCAUAGCUGUACUUGAGAGCAGACUGUCUUGA